GAUUUGAUAUCAAGUAUCAACAUACGUAUCUCACAAUAUAUAUGGUUGAUGUUCAAUUGCACAGUAGAAAGCAGAUAGCCUAGUGCCUACCCCAGUUUUGAGAUAUGCCCUGUAAUCCUGCAUGCAUGGUCUGUGUCUGACUAAUGCUCCCAAGAGACAGAACAGAACUGUCUGAUCCGUAGUGCGGCUGUAAGGUCUACGUGAUCUGUCUUCAGUUUUCGUUCUCCGUCCUUCAUACAAUGGCUGCAGCUGAAGGUAUUGGCAACGCCGAUUACAAAUUAGCAACAUCAAUUUACGAUUUUACAGUGACAGAUAUAGAUGGAAAUCAAGUGUCACUCGAGAAGUAUAGAAAUCAUGUCUGCAUUAUCGUAAAUGUAGCUUCAAAAUGCGGUUACACUCACGUAAACUACACACAACUGGUGGACUUACAGGAAAGAUUCGAGUCUAAAGGUUUAAAAAUUUUGGCCUUUCCUUGUAACCAGUUCAUGUCACAAGAACCUGGCACUAGUGAAGAAAUCAAAUGUUUCAUAUCUGGGUACAAAGGAGAUGGGAAAUUUGACGUAUUUUCCAAAGUUAACGUCAACGGCGAGGACGCUCAUCCUCUUUGGAAAUAUCUCAAAGAAAAACAGGGCGGUUUGCUGAUCGACGCAAUUAAAUGGAACUUCACCAAGUUUGUAAUCAACAAACAAGGACAGCCGGUGGAACGAUGUGCAGCUAACGUCAAUCCUUUUGACAUGGAGAAAUCGAUUGUGAAAUGCUUGAAUGAAUAAAUGGCGUGUUCAGAUUAUUAAAAAAACAGAAUUAAUUAAAAUUCGAAUGAGCAGUGAAAUAGGAGCUUUGUAUUGCCGUGAUGUGUCUUCAAGUUGGGUGCUAAGAAUUCGGAUGACUUCAGAGCUUCAGAAUAAAUCAUUGAAAUAUCGUUAAAAAAAA
This is a messenger RNA of Daphnia pulex (common water flea), 930 nucleotides long. Its product is annotated as glutathione peroxidase-like. Gene Ontology annotation, molecular function: glutathione peroxidase activity. Gene Ontology annotation, biological process: response to oxidative stress. The transcript has 8 exons. Bases 240 to 770 code for a protein of 176 amino acids. The record is from RefSeq and is a predicted model, not a curated record. Lineage: Eukaryota; Metazoa; Arthropoda; Branchiopoda; Diplostraca; Daphniidae.